Thecamonas trahens ATCC 50062 is the source of this 7318-nucleotide messenger RNA. RefSeq lists its product as uncharacterized. Bases 1 to 7245 code for a protein of 2414 amino acids. Lineage: Eukaryota; Apusomonadida; Apusomonadidae. The record is from RefSeq and is a predicted model, not a curated record. The transcript has 3 exons.
AUGACCGACGCAGCUGCCACGGCACUGUCCGAGGAGCAUGCGCGUAUCGAGCAGUACCAUGCCCGCUACCCGUCGUCGCUGUCGUUUGGUAACGUCGCCGACGAUCGGUCCUUCCGGACGAGAGUGGCCGAGCUGGACCUGGAGCACCUCCUUGACGACUGCUACCAGCUCGAGCGUGCGCUGCUGCCCGACAUGUCGCCGCUGGUGGUCCAGGCUGAUGUCUUGCGCAACGAGGUGGCGUGGGCUGGAAAGCGCCGAUAUGAGCUCGACGCAGACAUGCCUGCCCUGAUCGCAACUUUUCUCAAGCAGUACUCGCGCAUGCUGGAUGUCAAAGAGGCUCGGCAUCACGCGCGAUGGGCCAGCUUUGAUGUACCGGCCGACAAGCUCUCCGAGCUGAUGCCGGUCUUCCGGGCGCGGCUGGCGUCCAUUGCCAACGAGCGCCAGGCUGUUCUCGACAUGCUUGCGCGACUGGAGCCGCAGAUUGCGGCCCGCGAGCGUGCGCUGGGGCUCGGUGCAACGCCGGCCACGUCGACGAGCACGUCUAGGAGCCCGUCACGGAGCACUGGCGGCGGCGACGAAGCCGCGACGCCGCGAACGCCGGACCGGCCGACGCCGUCGCUUGAUGCGGCUGGAUCCAGCAGCUCGCCGGCCAAGGCUGGGCUGGCCACGCCGGGCGGAGCCGGAGCAGAGGCUGGCAGCGCGAGCGCAUCGGCUCGGGCGCCGCCGGUGGUGGUCGAAGAGGCGGAGCUGAUGAUGUACCUGCGGUGGCUCGUCCACCACAACCGCAUUUCAUCACGGAUUCAUCGCCUCCUCGCCAAGGCCACCUGGCUCACCCACUCGCAGCGGACGUCGAUGUUCGAGGACGCGCACGAGCUGCUGCGGACCUCGCGGCUUGCGGCCGUCAUCAAGCACACGUUUACCCUCUCAGAGACAGAGAGGCACGAGCAUCUGAUCAACGCCCAUAGCAUGCCGCUCAUGAUCACCCACCGGGCCCACAUGGACGCACAGCUCGCCGAGCUGCGUGACUUCUGGGAGCUCGACGUCAACCUUGAGGGCAUGGACGGUCACGAGUUCCUCUGGAUCGCCAACAAGAAGUUCCAGACGGUAUUUGUCCUCCAAGAGGUGGACGCCUACUUUCCAGCCUACGACGCGUCGGUCAAGUUUGCGCAGCUCCAUCUCGAGGAAAAGUUCUCGUUUGACAAGCUCGCAGUUCCGCAGCGAGUCGCGGACUCGCUCACCAUCGACGAGAACACCGUCCACGUCAAGACUGCCGACUGGCUCGACGAUGUGCCGUUCACCCCCACGCCCGAGCCGACGCAGCUCCAGCAGGCCGCGCGCAUCUUUGGCUCGGUCGACAUCCAUCCCGGGCUCCAGGCCGAAGCUGCCAACCUGGCCAUGGGCGACGUCGAGGAGACGGCCAAGCGACUGCGCCGGUUGAUGGAAGACCACACUCGGCGGGCGCUAGGGCUGUCCAUUGUUGAUGGGGGUGGCUCGUCGGGAGCCCGUGUCCGCUACGACAACACCGAGUACACCCUGCAGCCACCGACGCCGCCGCCACAGGGCGCGCUGGAUCAAGACUCGCACAACUUCCUUGCUCCGUCCAAGCUCCUCUCGUUCUACUACCUCCGGCACAUCCGCGCCCGCCAGCAGCGGCUGGAGCUCUUGCAUCUUCUCAACUACCUCCGGGCCGUCGAGCGGCGGCUUACCGUCGACGCACGCGCCAUGGCGAGCGAAAGGGUUGGGUCGGGAUCCGGGGCUGACGACGCGGCAGGCAUCGACUCGUUUGUCGUCCGCAACGCGUCCGGCGAGCACGUCUCGACGGGUGCGCUGCAUGUGAUGCCACCCAAUCUCGACGAACCGCCGACCCGGGCACACACCGGGCGGUGGGCCACACAUCUGCGUGUGCUCGACUCCUCGGGCGUGUACGUCAUGUACGAUGCCGCCUUAACCGACUUGUCCAAUAUCGAGGAGGAGUUGGUGGCGGUCGGCUCGCACUACAUGUCGCGCGACGCGGACGCUCGGUUCGAGGCCCAAAGCGGGCGACGCGGCGGCGGGCGUGCAGGAGCCGGUAGCGGAACCAACGCCGAGCACGGCGGGAGCGGGCCGGAAGAUGGCGCCGACAAGCUUGCGACUGUCGAUGCCCUCGCAGUCCUCGGCGAUCUAUACGAGUCGGAGCUGUGGUUCACCCAGGCCAAGGCCGAGCUGGUCAAUGCCUAUCUCCACAUCUACGAGUGCACGCCCGAUCCCGAGGGCGUGGCCAAGGUGGCGCAAGUCAUUGUGGACUUGCUCGCAAGUCGGCCGGACCUUGACAUGGAUGCCGAGUACUUUGCCGAGUCGUAUGCAGCCAGCAUUGUCAACGUCGAGCUUCACACCCGGCUCAUCUCGGAGAUGACCGACGCGCUCAUCCGCGACGAGCGGCAGUAUGUGGCGUUUGUGCACUCGGAGGCGAAUGCAGUCGGCACGUCGAUGCCGGGCUUCCCCGACGACGUCGCGGCGCGACAUGCAUACAUCCACGUGACGCCUACGACGCCGACAGCGCUGCACCCGUUCGAGUUUGUGCCGCAUCUCUACGAGCUGACCAGGCUGCCUGCACUCGCGGCACGCAUCCACAGCGUGCUCACCGAGUUUUACACCCAGCUAGCGCCCGGCUCUCACGUCAUUCUCAAGAAGCUUCUUGUCGAGUGGGCGCUGCUGGAAGAGGAGGAACGCGCACAUGACCAGCUCGACGACGCGCUGUCCAUGCUCGGCGGUACACUUUGCGACGAUGCGGCGCGGCUGGAGACGAUUGUGCGGUCUGUGUCGGCUGACGCGACAGCGCAGCAGGCCAAGGCCAUGGAGUCGCUCAGCAGUGGAGAGGCGGAUCGCAACAGGCUUGGCGGGCUGGGCUCGUCGACAAAGGACUUGCUGCGGCUGUCACGGGCGCGGCGGGCAGCUAACAAGUCGUCGAUGUUCUCCGUGGCAUCGCUGGUCCGGAAUGCGAUCGAGCUUGUCCGGCUGCGGGACGGACUGCUCGAGGCGCUGUACGAGACCGAGAUUCUGGCGACGCUAUACCGUAACCAGUCGCGGCUACUGGGGCAUGACCUCGACAAGAACGUGAUGAAGCAGUUUUCGUUCAAGACUGAUGCGAGCGAGACGGUUGAGUCGGACGCGGUCGAUCCGACCGAAGUUGUCUCGACAACGCUCGACUUGCAGAUGCAGCUGGCUGUGGGUGAGUUUGACACUUCUUUUGCAUCGUUUGACUUUAGCACGGUGGCCGGCAUCAAGCGGCUCAUUAACGAGGACGGCCUGGUUGCGCUCAGACGAGCGCUCCAAGUGCAGCUUGUGGAGAAGACGCUGCUGACGGCGGCAGUGCUGUCGAACCAGGCUGUUCUGGACCCGAUCAUUGGGGCGCACAUGCUGCGGCGGCAUGAGCUACUCGGUCGGCGGUUUGCGGUCAAGAUGAAGGAGAAGCUGGCGGCAACGGAAGACGCAGUCUCGCUGCUGGACCUCUCUGUGGCCGGCGGAGCGGCGGCAGCAGCAGCGCGGGUGGCCGACGCCGAGAAGCGGGAGGACCACGAGCUGAUCCGCACAAAGCAUCAGGAGUUGGCGAUGGUCUCGCAAGACUUUUUCUCAGUCCACAACGUCAAACUUCAGGCGCGCAAGACGGUGCUGGCGGCGUACCUCGAAAAAUACGGCUACAUUCUGCGGACGGCCAAGCCAGACGAUGUGCCGGACAAGCUGCGGCAGCUCAAGUCGGAGCUCAUAGCAUCAUACUCGUCGGAUGUGGUGCUCGCGGUGUAUCCUGUUCUGCUUCGGGCGCAAAUCAAGGACGUGGUCAGCCGGGUCCGUGCCACGGUCUCGUCGUGGUCAGGCAACCGCGACUAUGACGUGUUUACGCUCGGCACGCUCCAGGACGACAUCAACGCAGCAGCAAAGGCGUCUGCUCGCGGAGUUCAGCUAAUCGGGUGCGAGCAAACGCUGGCGUCGUUUGCCUCUAGCUCGAUGGACUUUAUGACCAACACCUUUGGCGCCGGCACCGAGGGCUCGCGCAACUUUGGCGGCUCGCUCUCGAUCCGGGACGCGAUUCCGUUCCUCUCGCCGUCGAUGGUGGCGUGUGGCGUGGGGACGGACGGCACCUCGCAGGACGCACUCGUGGGGAUGCCGACGUCGGGGACCGAGUCGGACCGCAAGUUUUUCACCGACGACGGCUCGGCGUUGGUCAACGUGUGGUACCUGCCGACGCCGCGUGGGGUGUCGUACCUACUCGCGCAUGCGCCUCAGGCUGUCGAGGUGGUUGGCCUCACGCGAGCGCUGCGGAUUUUCCAUGCUAUGGAGGGUUUGCUCGCGCUGCUCUCGUUUUACUCGCGGCUGGGCCUCUCGGACGCGCACUACAACGAUGCCAGCCUCGGGCACUCGACGGCGCUGGAAGAGCUUCACUCGCUGCGGACGCAGAUGACGCGGCUGUCGCAGCCGGACGACCCAGACGCGGUGUACCGGUUCUUCAAGGCGCAGCGGGCCAAGUGGUCGCUGCACUUUACGCUGGCGAUGCGCCGAGCGCUUGCGUCGUUCCUGGAGCGGGCAAACAUGGGACCGGUAGCGCGACUGCGGUGGUACUUGCCGCACGUGGAAGACGGGCAAGACGAGUGGAUCCCAAACGUUGCGGCCAAGGAUCUGGACCUGGUGUCAAUUCUGGAGCCGAGCGACGCGUCCAGCGCGCCGCAUGCGUCGGUGGUGGCAGCCGCGGCAGCUGCAGCCCUCGAGAACGGCGGGAGUGGGAGCGACUCGCAGGCGGCAUCGCUUUCUGCGUUCUCGUGUCUGGAGUCGACGCUGGCGCUUGUGCCUGACGCAGUGGAGAGCAUGGCGACGAGCCAACUUGUCUCUCUCGGUCCGCGGGCUGUGGUGCAGUCCGCGGUGCUCUCGGGUGUGUCGCUGGAGGCUGGCCUGGAGCCGAUGGUGCCCGCGGCGUAUCUCCGGUACGGACCGCUUGCAGGAACGGCGCACGGCUCGUCGCUGAGCAAGCUCGGGCAUGUGCUCGUAGGCCUUCACGAGGCUGAUCGGCGGUAUGUGCUGAAGGAGUUUGACUUGCUGCAGCACGAGCUCGACGACGCGCUGGCCUCGUCGCACAUCUACGUCACGUCGCAACCUGUGGAGGCUGUCUCGCUUCAACUUGUGUACUUGCGGAAGGGGACAGUAGUGACGAACCUCAAGUCUCAGUUCCUGCUUCUCGCGCUCGGACGCGGGCCGCUGGCGACGGCGGCCGAGUACGUUGAUCUCAAGGCGGCGUACCACUCGAUGAUUGUGCCCAAAGUGCUGCUCCUUGCGCGUGCGGCCGGACACUGGCUCCCGCAGCAUGACCUCGAGCUCGGGGCUGGCAUUGGUGAGGCCUCGCCAAGCAUGGAGGAGCUUGAGCAAGUUGUGCCUCGUAAGUUUCUUCUCGACGCGCAGCUGGACCUCCUUGUGGAGGCUCUGGAAGAAGUGCUCAUCCGCAAGCAGGCUGCCGAGCUCCGUGGUGUGCAGGCGACUCUGCAGGCAACGCUCGACGGCUCGUCGCGGUUUGCAACGUCAGAGGCGAGUGCGGCGCUGCUCUCGCACGAAAUUUCCGACUCGGACUACGGGACCAAGCUGGGGCUCGUGCGCGAGCUCAUGGACACGUUUACGCUGCAUGGCAGCCGUGUGGAGCCAAGUGGCAGCGGUGAUGCGGCGAGCAGCGGGGCGCAGAUCGAGGUGACCGAGUCGAGCAUUGUCAUUCCGACACGGGUGUUCCAGCAGGCGAUGGAUGAGUUUGCCGGCCGCGUGCACACAUGGGGCGCGGAGCGGAACGAGCGGCAGGCUGUGGCAGAGGCACAGUUUGUGGAGCAGCUGCGGCACCGACUGUAUGUGGCAGAGCAGGACAAGCGGCAUCUGGAGCUGCUGCGAGCUGAUGACGAGAAGAAGAUCAAGACGCGGGUGCAGGUGGAGGUUGCGGACAAAGGCUAUGAGCUCAUCCGUCAGAUCUCGCACAUUUACCGCGAGCUUGCGCGGUUCAAGGAGGCGAUGGAGGCGCAGGCUGUGCAAAUUCGCGACGAGGUCAAGCAAGAGUACGAUGACCUGGUGCACGACCUGUACACACAGUACAUCUCAACGCGAGCCAACUUUGAAGAGUACCGCAACUUUCUGUAUCAGGAGAUCCAGAACGAGCUACACGUGGUGAAGCAAGACUCGAUGAAGAAGCUGCUCAACAUCUCGCAGCUCCCAUCACAGGAGCGGAAGCGUGUGCAGCAGCUUGCGGACCUGGAGGAGGACAUGCACAAGCUCAAGACCGUAUCGACUAACCUGGAGAAGACGGUGCUGAAGCUCAAGACGAUGCACACGCUCAAGGAGAUUGCGCUGCGGCAGACGUUUGAGAAGAAGAUCCGCGACGAGCAGCGCGAGCGGGUGAAGAAGACAAAGAAGCUGUUUGAGAUCCGCGAGACGAUGGAGCAGGACAAGGAGAUGCUGACGCAGCUGUUGGCGACGACGCAGAACGCACUCUCGAACGCCGAGGCCGAGGUGGAGACGCUGCGUAAGAAUCUCGAGCUGCAGCAGCGGAACAAGAAGUCGCUUGUGCACUGGAAGGUGACCAAGUCGCACUUGCUCGACAGCUUGCAGGCCAAGGUCGACCGGUACGAGCGGUGGGGCAACAUCGAUGUGGACAAGCUACUGUUGGAGCUUGACCGCAAGGACGGCGAGCUCGUGGAGCUGCGUGACAAGGUUGCACGUAUGGAGCGUGUGGUGGAGCUUGACGGGCGGCGUCGUGCGCGUGCGUUGGGCAAGCUCAAGUCGCAGCUGGAGCUGGAGCGGUCGCUGAAGGAGCAGGCAUUUGAAGAGGUCGAGGGCCUGCGUGCACUGGCGAUGGACGCUAAUGCACAGGCGUCACUCCCGCUGGAGCGGGCGGCGUGGAAGCAAAAGUACGACGCGCUGCUGGAAGACGUGCAGGCUGUGCGACACGAGAACGAGGUGCUGCGGUCGACGCUCAACCAGCUUGCGGCGCUUCCGGGAGGGCUGACGCGGCCUGUGGCAUCACCGGGCUCGCCGUCGGGUGCCGCCGGCCCGUACGUAUCGCCAGACCAGUUGCGGCCACUCUCUGCUGCGUCGGACUCUGGGCAAGGCAGCAGUCGCGUGCCGCGGCGGCCGCCGUCAACGGCCUCUGGCGGGUCUCGGGCAAGCUCGCGGCCGGCGUCGCGGACGUCGUCGGCGGGCUCUGUGCCGCUGCGGAUGGCUGCGCCGCGGGGCAGUCAGCGGCGAUGAGAGGUUUACCUCCUAAAGGCAUGCGGGCACUCGGGCGCGUUGCGUCAGCCGCAAAGUAAACAUUACAUAACGC